Messenger RNA from Daldinia loculata, 1188 nucleotides. RefSeq lists its product as uncharacterized. The record is from RefSeq and is a predicted model, not a curated record. The transcript is spliced from 3 exons. Lineage: Eukaryota; Fungi; Ascomycota; Sordariomycetes; Xylariales; Hypoxylaceae. The coding region runs from base 81 to 1100 and encodes 339 amino acids.
UAAAUACCCAAUGUUUUAUUCUAGAACUACCGGUUGAGUUGAUAAUCCACCUGUCAAGCUUUCUAAAACCCUCUAACUGUAUGCUACUCUCACACACGUGUCGUUCGAUGCAUAGGAUACUGGGCACUAAAUCGACCAACGUCUGUCACAAGAACCAUGCCCGUUAUACUCGCUGGCAACACAUCAACUACCUUAGCUUGCUUUCAAAAGAUCUGCCAGAUUAUUGGGUCUGUGAAGCAUGUGUUACACUACAUAUUGUCGACGAACAGGACGUGCCAAGUGUACCAGGAAAUUUCACUUGCCCCCUCGGGUUGGGCCGCUGGAGGUGGCAUGUCUAUGGCGAGCAGACGAGGAUAGAUUGUCGUCUUCUCUCCCUUCAGGCACUACUAAAGCCGUGCUAUGUUUCGCGGUUCCCUCCUCAUAUGAAUGUGUUCUGCUCGGAGCUAUAUUCAGCAUUCUCUUCCUUGUUCGAAGCCAAGUACUCAUCCCAUCCCAAGAUCGUUUCCGAUCCCGAUGGUAAGCUCAGAUUCCUACUAUUAUCCACCUGGACCUAUGAUACAGACCGGAACGUGUUUAUGUCACGCGAGGCUCUGGGUGAAUUGGCCAUAUGUCCACACACCCAAUUUCACUCGGGCAGGAACUUCUAUUAUAUUUGCAGAAAUGAAUCUGCGCUCGAGGGUGCUCUUAACAGCGCAUUCGGAACGAUAAAACGGUACCAAUACGCGGGCAUGGAAGCGACCACCGGCUCAUGUCCACAAUGUCCUACAGACUUCGCAUUGCGAGUAACGAGGCAGUACGUCGAAAUUCGGGCCUGGCAAGAUAUGGGGACGGAGGGAUCGCCAGGGGAUUUAUCCUGGAGAAUUCAUAGCAUGGGCUUCAAUCAUCGGUACAAUAGAGACUGCCUAAACGACUCGAUCCCACACACUCCAGGGAGCGUCCGAGAACGUUUCGACGCCACGCAGGGCCCUAUGCUACGACAACCACGCGUACGGGGGCAUAUAACCAAUCGAAUCCACAGGUUCUGGGCAGGUUUAUUUACCAAGACGCCGCCAGUUGUCGACAACUCUGAAGAUGAACCCUUUUGCUACAUGAUGCCGUAAAAUACUUAUUCGAUAUGAGAUUACCGUAACGGCAAACGAUCAAGACGGCAAUUACUAAGCCUAGCGAAUGUGGGAAAGAAUAUAAGAU